Messenger RNA from Mycena citricolor, 421 nucleotides. The record is from the annotation of a GenBank genome assembly. NCBI's taxonomy places the organism in Eukaryota, Fungi, Basidiomycota, Agaricomycetes, Agaricales, Mycenaceae.
UGGGACACUUCCACUUGGCAAGUUCAAAUGGGAAAAGAGCGCGGUAAUCUCGCGAAUGGCUGAGUCUACACGACUUGGAGCACCUGAAUUAUCAAGGAGGCUCGGGAGCCGAGGACUCUCAGACAUGGUAACGCUACACUUCAGGCUCAGCUUGUAGCCAGGAACAAAUUCAAAUCAUCGAGACAAAUUAUUUGCCGAAUAAGGAUUCGCCCUGGGAGAUUGAAGAUCAGCUUCGGGAAGUUCCGGGCUUUGGGGGUUCUCGGGUUGGCCAUGCAUUCUACAUGGCCAGAUUAUAGAGGUCCUCAAAGUCGAUGCCCCUCCGCUUAUCUAAGGAAAUGAUGACAAAGAAGUUCAUCCUAAGCACCAACUCGCCUAAAUUGGGGAGAGUCUGAGACCCAGGGCGGAGCGGAACACAGUUUCA